Molecule: messenger RNA, 1713 nt
Organism: Miscanthus lutarioriparius
Lineage: Eukaryota; Viridiplantae; Streptophyta; Magnoliopsida; Poales; Poaceae
Source: the annotation of a GenBank genome assembly
AUGACCUCGACGCCGGGGAGCUUCGGCGGAACGCUGGCGGCUAACUCUGGACCGGUUGCGCUCUCGUUCCCGACCACCUCCUUCGCCAACUUCCUAGGCGGUGGUUCAGCUUCUAGCGGAGCGGACAACGGGGGAGUCGGGCUGUCCAAGUUCAAGGCCAUGACCCCGCCUUCCCUCCCGCUGUCGCACCCGCCGGCGUCGCCGGCGUCGUACCUCCACGCGUUCUCCGGCAUCCUCGACUCGCCGAUCCUCCUCACUCCCAGCCUAUUCCCGUCGCCGACGACUGGCGCGAUCCCGUCAGAGCCCUUCAACUGGAUGGGGACGUCGGAGAACCUAGGCGGCAGCGUAAAGGCCGAGCAGCGGCAGUACACCGACUUCACGUUCCAGACGGCGGCGUCUGCACCGGCGACGUCGACGAUGACCGGUGCCGCGCACACGGCGUCCUUUCUUCCGCAGUCAUCCUUGCUGAUGGCGCCAUUGGGACGAGUAGGAGACUCGUACAACGGCGGCGAGAUGCAGCAGCAGCAGCCAUGGACCUACCAGGAACCGACUGCGCAAUUCGAGGCGCCGGCGGCGGCGCAGCCUGACAACAACAUGCUCGGGAACGGCGGCUACAGCGCGGCUCCCGGGCCGGCGGUAUCCGGCUUCCGCGAGCAGAGCCAGAGCAACCGCCCGUCGUCGGACGACGGGUACAACUGGCGCAAGUACGGGCAGAAGCUGAUGAAGGGGAGCGAGAACCCGCGCAGCUACUACAAGUGCAGCUUCCCGGGCUGCUCCACCAAGAAGAAGGUGGAGCGGUCGCCGGACGGGCAGGUCACGGAGAUCGUGUACAAGGGCACGCACAACCACCCGAAGCCGCAGAGCACCCGCGGCCGGAGCGCCAGCUCGGCGCCGGCGGCGGCGUCGUACGUGCUGCAGAUCGGCGGCGACGCGGUGCCCGAGCAUUCCUUCGGCGCGCUGUCCGGCACGCCCGUGGCGACGCCCGAGAACUCGUCGGGGUCCUUCGGCGGCGACGAUGAGAUCAACGGCGUGAGCUCGCGGCUGGCCGGCAACUUCGGCACCGACGAUCUCGACGACGAUGAACCCGACUCCAAGAGAUGGAGGAAAGAUGGUGGCGACGGCGAUGCAGGGGUGUCGGUGGCCGGCAACACCCGGACGGUGCGGGAGCCGAGGGUCGUCGUGCAAACCAUGAGCGACAUCGACGUCCUGGACGACGGCUACCGGUGGCGCAAGUACGGGCAGAAGGUCGUCAAGGGCAACCCGAACCCGAGGAGCUACUACAAGUGCACGACGGCCGGGUGCCCGGUGCGGAAGCACGUGGAGCGCGCGUGCCACGACACGCGCGCGGUGGUCACCACGUACGAGGGCAAGCACAACCACGACGUGCCCCCGGCCCGCGGCAGCGCCUCGCUCUACCACCGCGCCGCGCUGGCGGCGCAUCAGAUGCCGCAGCAGGCCGGGAGCUACCAGCAGGGCGGCCUCGUCCGGACCGCCGAUGGGUUCGGCUUCGGGGCCAGCGGCGGGCACGGCACGCCGAUGCAGGCCGCGGAGAGCGGCUUCGCCUUGUCCGGGUUCGGCGACGCGGCGGUGGGCACGGCGUACUCUUACACGAGCCACCACCAGCACCAGCAGCAGACGAACGAGGCGAUGUACUACGCCAAGGACGAGCCACGAGACGACAUGUCGUUUUUCGAGCAGCCGCUCCUGUUCUGA